This is a messenger RNA of Cherax quadricarinatus, 1392 nucleotides long. Lineage: Eukaryota; Metazoa; Arthropoda; Malacostraca; Decapoda; Parastacidae. The record is from RefSeq and is a predicted model, not a curated record.
AUGUCACACUUUACCAGUGCCAUCACCACUAGUACCAGCGUCAUCUCUAGAAAAAUGUCAUCUCCACACAGCGACCAUCUCAGAAUACCUGUGUCAUCUCCACUUGAACCAGUGUCAUCUCCACUAGUACCUGUGUCAUCUGCACUAGUACUAGUGUCACCAAUAGUGCCAGUGUUAUCUCUAUUAGUCGUCACUAGUACCAGUGUCAUCACUAUUUCCAGUGUCAUCACUAGUACCAGUGUCAUCACUAGUACAAGUGUCAUCUCCACUAGUACUAGUGUCAUCUCCACUAGUACCAGUGUCAUCACUAGUACCAGUGUCAUCUCCACUAGUUCCAGUGUCAUCACUAGUACCAGUGUCAUCUUCACUAGUACCAGUGUCAUCUCCACUAGUACCAGUGUCAUCUUCACUAGUACCAGUUUCAUUUCCACUAGUACCAGUGUCUUCUCCACUAGUACCAGUGUCAUCACUAGUACCAGUGUCAUCUCCACUAGUACCAGUGUCAUCUCUAGUGGCAGUGUGAUCACUAGUACCAGUGUCAUCACUAGUACCAGUGUCUUCUCCACUAGUACCAGUGUCAUCACUAGUACCAGUGUCAUCUCCACUAGUACCAGUGUCAUCUCUAGUGCCAGUGUCAUCACUAGUACCAGUGUCAUCUCUAGUACCAGUGUCAUCUCCACAAGUACCAGUGUCAUCUCCACUAAUACCAGUGUGAUCGUCUCUGGUACCAGUGUUAUCUUCACUAGUACCAGUACAAUCUCCACAAGUACCCGUGUCAUUUCCACUAUUACCAGUGUCAUCUCCACUAGUACCAGUGUCAUCGCCACUAGAGCCAGUGUUAUCUCCACUAAUACCAACGUCAUCUCCACUAGUACCCGUGUCAUCUCCACAAGUACCAGUGUCAUCUCCACUAAUACCAGUGUCAUCGCCACCAGUACUGGUGUCAUAUCCACUAAUACCUGCACCAGUGUCAUCACUAGUACCAGUGUCAUCUCCACUAGUUCCAGUGUCAUCACUAGUACCAGUGUCAUCUUCACUAGUACCAGUGUCAUCUCCACUAGUACCAUUGUCGUCUCCACUAGUAUCAGUGUCAUCUCCACUAAUACCAGUGUCACCUCCACUAGUACCAAUGUCAUCUCCACUAGUGCCAGUGUCAUCUCCACUAGUACCAAUGUCAUCUCCACUAUUACCAGUGUCAUCUACACUUGUACCAAUGUCAUCUCCACUGGUACUAGUGUCAUCUCCACUAUUACCAGUGUCAUCUCCACUAUUACCAGUGUCAUCUCCACUAGUACCAAUGUCAUCUCCACUAGUACCAGUGUCAUCUCCACUAGUACCAGUGUCAUCACUAGUACCAAUGUCAUCUCCACUAAUUCCAGUGUCAACUCACAA